AUGACUGACUCGACCCCAUUGUCCGUCGCUGGCGUCGCGGCUCUGAGAGCCCAGGGCACUCCUGUGCCGUUGGGCGUUGCGCCCUCUACCAGCAGUGAUAUGUUUAAGAGUGCGCAUUGCUAUACGAAGCCAAAGGCUAAGCGGUGGGAUCACAUUCUCUCAGUCGAAGCCAAGUCCCGCAAGGUCUCGACAUUGAAAGGAGCGGCAAAGUAUCUCAAGAACCCCGGUCUGAUCUCUCUUGGUGGUGGACUACCCUCGCCUGAAUACUUCCCCAUCGAGCAAAUCAGCGCCAAGUUCCCAACGCCGCCGGGGUUCUCGCCGGAGGAGACUCGUGAGUCGGGGACGGUUAUGACGGCUUCGAAGGGUGAUGUGAAGAAUGGAAACAGUCUUUAUGACCUUGAGGUUGCCCUGAACUAUGGACAGGCUACUGGUGCUCCUCAAUUGCUUCGAUUCGUGACGGAACACACCGAGAUUAUUCACAACCCCCCAUAUGCGGACUGGCAAUGCUGCCUCAACGCUGGUAGCACUUAUGGCUGGGAUACUGCUCUUCGUCUGCUCACCGAGAGAGGAGACUACAUCUUGAUGGAAGAGUACACUUUCUCCAGCGCCGCGGAAACGGCCCUCCCUCUGGGUGUGAACCUUGCGCCCCUCAAGAUGGACGAGCAAGGUCUUCUCCCCGAAUCUAUGGACGAAGUCCUCAGCAACUGGGACGAAGCUGCUCGCGGCGCCCGCAAGCCUUACGUGCUCUACACCAUCGCCACUGGCCAGAACCCUACUGGCGCUACUCAGUCCGGAGAACGCCGCAAGGCCAUCUACAAGGUCGCGCAGAAGCACGACGUCUAUAUCGUCGAAGAUGAACCCUACUAUUUCCUGCAGAUGCAGCCCUACACGGGCGCUGAUGGCCCGACUCCCCCACCGCCCGCCAGCCAUGACGAGUUCAUCAAGUCGCUCAUUCCGUCAUAUCUGAGCAUGGAUGUGGACGGACGUGUUCUCCGUCUCGAGUCGUUCUCCAAGGUCGUCACUCCCGGCUCGCGAGUUGGCUGGGCUGUCGGCUGCGAGCAGAUCAUUGAGCGGUUCCAACGUAACUGCGAGGUCUCUUCUCAGCAUCCUAGCGGCAUCGCCCAGAUCGUCCUCUUCAAGCUCUUGGAUGAGCACUGGGGCCACGCCGGAUACCUGGAUUGGCUGAUCAACAUGCGCAUGCAAUACACCAACCGCCGCAACAUGCUCGUCGGCGCCUGCGAAAAGUCCCUCCCCACAGAAAUCGCCCACUGGGUUGCCCCCGCCGCAGGCAUGUUCCACUGGAUCGAAGUCGACUGGAAGAAACACCCCGGCCUUGCAUCCGGCAAGACCCGCGACGCGAUCGAGGAGGACAUUUUCCAGGCUGCUAUUCAGAACGGUGUGCUUGUUUCGCGGGGUAGCUGGUUCACGGCUGACAAGACCACGCCGGAGGAGAAGAUGUUCUUCCGGGCUACUUUUGCGGCGGCUAGUGCGGACCAGAUUGAGGAGGCUAUUAAGCGGUUUGGGGAUGCGUUGAGGGUGCAGUUUGGUCUUUCGUAG
Molecule: messenger RNA, 1557 nt
Organism: Aspergillus chevalieri
Lineage: Eukaryota; Fungi; Ascomycota; Eurotiomycetes; Eurotiales; Aspergillaceae
Product: aminotransferase-like domain-containing protein
Exons: 6
Coding region: 1-1557 (518 amino acids)
Biological process (GO): L-tyrosine biosynthetic process; aromatic amino acid catabolic process
Molecular function (GO): L-2-aminoadipate:2-oxoglutarate transaminase activity; pyridoxal phosphate binding; aromatic-amino-acid:2-oxoglutarate transaminase activity
Source: RefSeq, a predicted model, not a curated record